Messenger RNA from Phodopus roborovskii (desert hamster), 7425 nucleotides. It is a transcript of the gene Luzp1, whose product is annotated as leucine zipper protein 1. Lineage: Eukaryota; Metazoa; Chordata; Mammalia; Rodentia; Cricetidae. The record is from RefSeq and is a predicted model, not a curated record. The coding region runs from base 334 to 3546 and encodes 1070 amino acids. The transcript has 4 exons.
CUGACGCCACACGAGGCCCCGCCCCUCAUUGUCAGUCUGGGGCAGCCUGAGCAGGCGCCGGCCGCUGGGAGCGAAGCGCCGGAUCCUUCGGCGGCGGAGCGCGGGCCGGAGCGGCAGAGGUCAAGAGGCAGCUACCAGUGAAGGAUAGUGACUGUUUCCAAGACAUUAGGCAGUGGGGAGGGCAACGAGAAGUCACCACAGAAAUUCCCACUACCUAAAUGACUUAUAAUGGUCUUCAGUUGCCGAAGAAGGUUGUGGAUGCCAAAAGAAAGGUAACCAGUUUCUCCAGUGCAUUUGGAUGCCUCUAACAGUACACCUUGGCUGGCUGUAGACAUGGCAGACAUGACCAGCUACAAGGAUGCUGCCUCCAGUCGACACCUGAGGUUUAAGUUACAGAGCCUAAGCCGCCGCCUUGAUGAGUUGGAGGAAGCCACAAAAAACCUCCAGAAAGCUGAGGAUGAGCUCCUGGACCUCCAGGAGAAGGUGAUCCAGGCGGAGGGCAGCAACUCUAGCAUGCUGGCUGAGAUUGAGGUGCUUCGACAGCGGGUACUGAAGAUUGAAGGUAAAGAUGAGGAAAUCAAGAGAGCAGAGGACCUGUGUCAUAUGAUGAAGGAGAAACUUGAAGAGGAGGAAAACCUUACCCGAGAGCUGAAAUCUGAGAUUGAGUGGCUUCAGAAGCGAAUGGCUGAUUUAGAGAAGCUAGAAGAGGCCUUGAGCAGGAGCAAGAAUGAAUGCUCCCAGCUUUGUUUGAGCCUGAAUGAAGAGAGAAAUCUGACCAAGAAAAUCUCUUCUGAGUUGGAAAUGCUUAGAGUCAAAGUGAAAGAACUGGAAUCUUCGGAGGACCGCUUAGAUAAAACUGAGCAGACUUUAGUAUCAGAAUUAGAAAAGCUAAAAUCAUUAACCCUGAGUUUUGUAAAUGAGAGAAAAUACUUGAAUGAAAAGGAGAAAGAAAAUGAGAAAUUAAUAAAAGAGCUUACUCAAAAACUGGAGCAGAACAAGAAAAUGAGCCGAGAUCACACGAGGAAUGCUUCUACCCUUUUGGAGAGGAAUGACCUGCGAAUUGAGGAUGGCAUCUCCACACUGCCUUCCAAAGAAUCAAGAAGGAAGGGCAGUCUGGACUACUUAAAGCAGGUUGAGAAUGAAACCAGAGACAAAUCAGAAAAUGAAAAGAACCGGAACCAGGAGGACAACAAAGUCAGAGACCUCAACCAAGAGAUUCAGAAACUUAAGACUCAAAUCAAACACUUUGAAUCUUUGGAAGAGGAACUUAAGAAAAUGAGGGCUAAAAACAAUGACCUUCAGGAUAAUUACCUAACUGAACUGAAUAAAAACAAAAUCUUAGCUAGCCAGUUAGAGGAGAUAAAGCUACAAGUCAAGAAACAGAAAGAUUUAGGAAAUGGGGAUAUAGAAGGGGAAGAUGCUUUCCUAUUGGGCAGAGGCAGGCACGAGAGGACUAAGCUCAGAGGUCAUGGGGUUGAGGCAUCCAUGUCAAGGCACAUACCCCGGGAACUGUCUCCUCAACAUAAGCGGGAAAGGAUCCGGAAUAGGGAGUUUGCUCUUAAUAAUGAAAAUUAUUCUCUAAGCAACAAGCAGGCUUCUUCUAUUUUUACCAACAGAAGGGCAGCAAAAACUUCCAACAUGGGAGUGGGUGCAGACAAUGGACCUCAGGAGACAAAGAGAGCUGAAGACCGAUUUGUACCUGGGUCUUCUCAGAGUGAAGGGAAAAAGUGUAGGGAGCAGCCAUCAGUGCUCAGCCGUUACCCACCAGCUGCCCAGGAGCAUAGUAAAGUUUGGAAGGGAACUCCCAAGCCAGGCCCUGAGAGUGGACUUAAGGGGAAAGUAGAAAAGACAACUCGAACAUUUAGUGACUCCACCCAUGGACCUGUUCCCAAUGAUACAAUGGGUAGAGGCGAUAAGACUUCUGAGAUCUCUGAGGCCCUCUAUGGCAAGAGAGCGCAGGUACCUGGAAAUGGAAGUCAAGUAACUCAGGCUGCAGAUUCUGGUUGUUCUAAGGCCACUGGAGCUCUGUCCUCAUCUCGAAGAGCCUCCUCAGAAGGGAUUUCUAAAGGCAAAAGGGCUGCUAAUGGCCUGGAGGCUGAUGCCAAUUUCCCAAGUUCUAAAUCUCCUAUUUUAUCAAAGUAUCCAUAUAGUUCAAGAAGCCAAGAAAAUAUCCCUCAGGGCUUUUCAGUGCCAAAUAAAGAAGGACUUGACCAGUCUGUAGCAGUUGUGAUGGAAGACAGCCGUCAGCAUGAAGCCCUAAGGUGUCGUGUCAUUAAAUCCAGUGGCAAAGAGAAGCCAGACUCAGAUGAUGACUUGGACAUAGAAUCUCUUGUUACUGCCAAGUUGGUAAACACAACUAUCACGCCAGAGCCAGAGCCCAAACAACAGCCAAACUCUAGGGAAAAGGUCAAGUCCCGAGGAGGACCUAGAACUGCCCUAUUUGAAAAUGAUAAAAAUGCUGCAAUAGAAAAUGAGUCAGUGAAAGCUACCAGAGCUUCCUCCAGUGCUGCUGUUGAAUUCCCAGAUGCCAAUGGUGCUGGGGUAAAAAACCAAAGGCCCUUCAGCCCCAGAGAGGCCCUGCGAUCUAGAGCAAUCAUAAAACCUGUUAUCAUUGAUAAGGAUGUGAAAAAAAUCAUGGGAGGGUCUGGGACUGAGGUUGUAUUGGAAAAGCAGAGAUCCACCUCUAAACCUGUGCCAAGCAAAGUGACAAGCAGCAUCACCAUCUACCCCUCUGAAAGCAGUGGCCCUAGAGCUGUCCAAGGAGAGGCCCCAAGGGAAAGGCAUACCUCCACCAGCAACAUCCAGGUGGGGCAUCCAGAGCUCACAGCAGGUAGCAACCAUGUCAACUCUCCCCUUGAGCUCUCUAUUCAUAAACAUGAUAUCACCUUGCAGCUCACAGAAGCUGAAAGAAUGGGAGAUGGGUCUCUAAAGAAUAGAUCGGAGACAGUGGUCUCUCGGAGCAGCAUUCUAAUCAAGCCAUCUGAUUCUGUGGAGAGGAACAGUCAUGCCCCCCAAGCGGAGACAAUCAGGUGGAAAAGUCAUAGUGCCUCUUCAGAGGUGGGCUCUUCUGACACCAGACAUGUCACUGUGAGGAAUGCCUGGAAGAGUAAGCGAGACUUGAAAUGUUCAGAAGACACCCCAGCUCCAGUAGGUAGGCACUUAGAAUCUACCAAUGCCUACACACAGAGGUCUUCCACAGACUUCUUAGAGCUUGAACAGCCUAGGCUCCUCCCUUCUGAACAGGGCACUCGAAAGGUAGGAGAUGCAGGGGAUGCUCCUGAACUCUCCUCUAGAAGGACCCAAAGUAGCCUCACCGCAGCAGAGGUUCUCACCCGGAGGAAUCGUAUAGGAGAUGCCAUCACUGCCGCCUCCUGGAACCACACGGCAAGCAUGGAGGAAGGGGAGGAUGGCACAUCUGUUACCAGCAGACGAGUGCACAACGCUCUGGAACAUUCUGAACUGCCCGGGAAGCAGGGGUUGCCAGAGCCUGGAGUCUGGACUGAGGAGCAGCUAGAGCCAGCCAGGCCUUAUGCUGAGGAAGACUGAGCCAGCUAGGUGAAAGUCUGCUGUUUCUUCCCUCCUUCUGCUUCUCAGCUCCUCCCCUUUCCUGGCCUGUGAAGGAUCCAAGGCCAGUUAAUCAGGCUAGACACAAGGCCUUGGCUGGAGACUAGAGAGCCAGGCUAUGGCUCAGGUAAUUUUUGCCAGUUGCCUAGUAGGAUCAGAGACUACAAACCAGUCACUCAGGCCAGCCUUCCUGAUGCAUGAGUAGUCCUCUCUCCUAUGCCUGUCCCCAAGGUAGCAUCGAGCACUCUCAGACCCCCAAACUGGAAGUGAUAGAAACCCACCACCAUAUAGAGGCAGCCAAAAGCUCUCUGUGCUCCUUGGUGAGCUGUUUGUGUAUCAAAGGCCAGCCCUUCUCGCUGUGUACUUGAUGCCGAUGCCCCACCAUAUCUACUUGGCUCCUUCUUUGUCCUAAGGGAUCCCCCUGGAAACCGUCAGCCAUCAUUUCCAUCUGGAGGACUUACAUUCCUGUCUUUGAGUUCUUGAGAAUUUGGAAACAGAAGAAGAGUCUGUGCUGUUGCCCCUAAGUAAUUAUGGGACCACCCUUUUGGCUAACCAGUUUCGUGGAGACAGAGCAUGACACCAAGUGGAAUGACACCAUCCUCCCACUCCAGCACUUGGCUCACCUUCCAAAGGCAUCAGAAACAGACAGAUCUCAUGCAUCUCCUUUCCUGGGCACCAACAUUGCUGCUGGUAUCAUCUCUGUUCUCCCCAGGGCCUGGAAACUUCAGCUGACUUCAUCACUCUCAUCUUGGGAAAAAUCUUAGACUGAGCUGGCAGACCCAGCAUACCCUGCCUUCUAGGAAGUGCCCAGCAAAUGGGAAAACAAACAAGAAUAAUUGAAUUCCUUUAGUCACUCCACAAGCAAUAGCUCCAUGAAAGGCAUGGACUGACUGCUCUCUCCCAUUCCUCUUCCAUCCUGUGGAGGAGGCCUCGCACUUUACCAUGCUGACUGCUAAUGCACCAUUCCCACAAAAGCAAGCCCUUGGUAUCUACGAAUAGAUCAUUAUUUCAGUAAUUUCAUUGGAGGAAAGCCAAUACCUGCCUGUUGAGGGCCUCAGAUUUAUGCAGUUCAAAGUGCAUUAAGCCUUUUAGGAAGGUGGAUAAAUAAAAAAAAACUUUCAUCUCCUUAUAUCAACCACAUGGGGAAGUUAAGAACUGCUUGCUUGUCACUGAGUUUUUUGAAGCAUUCUUUCAGUUCACAGGGAUCCUCCACGGCUACCUAUGUAGUGGAUGUCAUUGCCUUAUUAUACUGGGAGUCUGGAAAGCCACUUUUCCCCAUCCCUCCUAGCUUUGUCACUCCUUAUUUGUGACCUUUUGGCAAGUCAUUGUCUUCUUGGAGCCACAGUUUCCCCUAUUUCUAAAAAUGACUUCUUUGUUGGUUAUUCAUUUGUUGCUUACAUGUGAGUAUACACGUGCAUGCUGGGGUUGGACAUAGGAUAUGGUGUGCUAGGCAAAUGUUCUGCCACUGCUGCUUCACAGCUAGCUUAGAAUGAGUUCUUUGGAUUGGAUGACCUCUAAGGCCUUAACUUUGGUAUUUCAAAUUUGUUUUCAUCCCUUGGUGUGAGCUGACUCUUGCUUUUGAAGGUGGUGUUCACAGGAAUCUAGGGAAUGUGUUUAUGCCUUCAGUUGUCUUCCAGGUCUUAUACUUUCUCCUUUCCUCAUGUUUCUGUCAUGGGGAUGAGCUCAGAGAACUCUGUAAGGCCUGUCUUCAGUCUGAGGUGAAAGGAUUAGAUUGGGUGGUCUCAGGUCUAUAUGGCACAGGUGUUCCCCAGUGCCAUGUUUCCUGGCUUUCAAGCUAGGUGCUUUCUAUAACACAAGUUUGAUUGAUUCCUGUUUCCGUGCCUCUUCCUGUGAAUUUCCUGGACAGGGAAGACUCAGGACAUCCUCAGGAGGACUGAGUAGUCUCCUCCACCCUUACUCAGCACACACACACUGGCACUUAUCUGCCCUUGUCUGCAUCAGACUCAGCCAUCCUGCCAGGGUGUGGGGAGAUCUACUGUGUUUUUUUUUUGUUUGUUUUUGUUUUUUGUUUUUUGUUUUUUUUUGUUGUUGUUGUUUUCAAAUCCCCAGGGACAGGAACAACUUGCUAACACUUCUGUUUGAAUGGAGUUUUGCUAACCUGAGGUCAUUGUCAUGUGUCUUGCCUCCACAUCCCAACUUGAUGUACAACUCUAGGGUAGUGUUUUCAAGUUCUGUUCCUGCUGCUGCUUUUGGGUCACUGGCCAGAUACUCCUUCAUUCAAAGCUGCAACCUCUCUCACUCACAUUCUUCUGUACCAGUUGGCAGCCCUGAGAGUUCAAAGGAAACAGAACUCUGUGGUAGUCCACUGAAGAGUAUAGGAAAUUAAGUCUGUGGCUCUUCUCUACUGAUAGACACAGGGGCACCAAACCCUGCCUCAAAAGAUCUCGACAAUAAUUUUUGUCUUUGGGUGUCGAGCCCUGGAUUCUGGUGCUGUAGCUCCUGGUGCCAAAGUCUGGAUCUUUCCACAUUUUAGCAGUACCAAUACCUUCUGCUAUCUAACAUGUUCUGUGGAAUAGGAACAGCGAUGGGCUGCCAUUUUGAAAAUCUGAGUGCAAUAGCAUUUGAUUGUAACAGUUAUGUCAGGAUAUUAUUUCUUUAAUCUGCACACUUUUGUAGAACAGCUAUAAAGUAGAUAUAUUUUUAAAUUGCAGACAACAUUUAUCCUAAGAAAGUGAAGUUUGGAGGGUUUGGUUCCUCUGGGCUUUACAUGAAUGAACAGGCUGGCUCUGGUUCCAAAGUCAGAAGGCACAUUUCUGGGGAAAAAAAAAAAACCAAGAUGUACCUUUGGGUCCAAGCUGGAUGCUAGAGGAAACCUCCAAAUAGGAGACCCAUAGUCAAACUGUUGUCUAAUCAAGCCAAAUAUUCCUUUAGUCCCCAUAAACAGACUCACUUUUAUGACAAGUGCUUCUCAGUAGUCUGGGUAGAUGGCCAGCAGGUGUUUAUCAGAGAAUUCUGAGGAACCUAUUUCUAGAACUGCCUGGAGCUGGAUCCACCUGCUCUGUUACCUGCCACUUGGGUACUGGAAGUCAGAAAAGGCUGCAGGGUGGCAGGCAGGAAGCUGUGCCAGGUCUGUUUCUGUGGCAGUGAAAUAGUUCAGAGUACGAGUUAAAGGGAUUUGUGUGGGGCCAAGGCUACAGGCAAGUUUGCACACCAGUCAUCCUUCAUGCAGCAGGAGCCGGUGCCUGGAGGAAUAGUGGACAUCUUGUCCUGGGCAGUGUUAGUUGUUAGAUUUAGUGGGUCAGUAAAGGAGCAGGGACACAGAGGCUAACCCCCAGCUGCUUCUGUUGGCAUGGGUUUCUUCUCUGACAAAGACUGCUUUGCAAGAGCUGCUUUUUAGGGAUUAUCUUUUGAACACCCUGAAUAGGGAACAGGGUUCUCAACACCUCGACCAAGGUCAUAGGAAAGAGGUCCUAUUUUUCUUGCUGCUUCACAGCUCAGAACAUGUAUUGAAUGGAAUGUAUUUUUAAGAGAAUAAAGUCUAUUUUUUUGUAUUUUAAAGAUUGGGAGGGCUAGGAAGAUGGCCCUUAAAUAAACUUAGCAUGAUAGGCCCUUUGCUGGGGCCUCAGCUAUUGGUCCAUAUCCACUUGCCUAGGCAGGUGGCUCUGGCUUCUCCUCUGCCCCUUGGAGUCUAGGUGCAGCAGCUUCUACAUUCCUGCUCCAAGUAUGGGACCAGAGAGGCCAGAACCUGCCUCUGGAAAGCAGGGCACAGCCACGGGCAGUGGCUCAGGGCUCCUUGGGUGCAUGUGUAUAGUUGAAGCUGCCUGUCUGCAUGUGUCCUUAGGCUGUAAUGCUCUGUUGGCUCUGCAGCACAAUAUAACCAAUAAAGCUCCCGUUUCCAUA